Coregonus sp. 'balchen' is the source of this 4797-nucleotide messenger RNA. The record is from the annotation of a GenBank genome assembly. NCBI's taxonomy places the organism in Eukaryota, Metazoa, Chordata, Actinopteri, Salmoniformes, Salmonidae.
GCUAGCUAACUUAUACCAAGUAGCUAACUUACUGAGCUACAGAACAUUUGAUGUAUAUUGGGCUGUCAAAAGCUAGUCAUUUAGCAAGGUUUACUUUUUUUAAAUGCAAUGUUAAGAGUAUAAAGUGAAAGUCCUGGCAGUCAUUACCCUCACACUGCAACUUUAAUGUCUAAGUUAGUUAGCUAGCUUGCAUCUGCCUCCCACCUAAGAAAUCAGAAGAUAAUUGACAGCAGGAUUUUCUAAAUGAAAGCUCAUAGCCCUCGAGACAUGAUGUGUAAAGUCAAGCCAGAGAAAACGGACUCUGCUGCCUUUAAAAUGCCCAAAUCCUGUCAGAGCCAAACGAAAAAGAAACCUGUAAAGAAAACGUUUUUUCGACACACCAAGAAGAAAGAGCCCGUUUCAAAAGAUCAAGGUAAAACCAAGGCCUUGCUUCCCCCGAAAGAUGCCCAACAGUUUUCAGCCAACUGGAAAAUGUUACUAGAGGUAAGGACUUGGUUAUGACUUAAGUCAGAAAUGGCAUGCUGUGAUAGAGAUUUUGGAUACAUUUACAUUUAUAUCAUUUAGCAGGAUAGAUGACAGACCUGAAGGCAUUAGUACCACUGUCAUCCCUGUCUAAAAUCUGGUGUUAUGAUGCUAUUGAUGGUUAUUAGAGCGCUCUCUCUACUUGCAGGUGUUCAAAUCCAACCCCCCGCUGGUGAAAAAGCAACCAUUUCAGCAGAACUCAAAGAAGGAAGUCCAUAAGAAACCCACUAAAGACAUUUCAGAGGAGGAGGAUGUGGCCACGCAUAAGAAGCUUGCUAAAGACUUAUCAAAGACAGUGAAUGAUGCCAAGCCCACACAGAUGAAUAGUGGGAAAGCAGGGAAGGACAGUGCUGUUCCUAGUAAAUCCCAGGUGAACAGUGGGAAAGCAGGGAAGGACAGUGCUGUUCCUAGUAAAUCCCAGGUGAACAGUGGGAAAGCAGGGAAGGACAGUGCUGUUCCUAGUAAAUCUCAGGUGAAUGGGAAAAGUUCACGACCAUCGGGGACAGAACAGCCCAAAGCCAAGAAGAGGAAACAGAGCAGUGUCCAGACAGACCGCAAUGUACAGUUGAACAAGAAGAAGAAAGUAGAAGAAGUGGAGGAAAAGAAACCCACUAAGUAAGUCUGUCCAGUGUUACUAAUAUCGCCUUGACUUGGGCAGGAGCUCACCAGAACUAAGUACCGGCAGCUCCAAUUUUCUACUGCUUGAGUUCCUGCACCUCUAAUAGAAUAUUAGCUCAAAGGUAUUGCAGAGUUUCUGCACCUAAAUAUAAACUGUACCGGCACCCAAAAUGAAUACCAGCACCUAUUUCAGUCUAGUCCUAUAUAAGUCAAAGACUGAAUAUUGCUCAUAAGCAAAACAACUAUAUAUAAGACCGAUGUGUAUGAUUAUUGAGGUGUUGACUUCAAGAAACUCUCACUGUUGUAAAAAGCAUGUGUGUGUGGUUUGUCUGUGUUCAGUCACUUCUGCAGUCCAUUGUCAAACUUGCAUCCAAACAUACGGUCAGAUUAUCAGAUACUAUUUUCCACUGGCACCUCGGUGUUUGUUAAUGUAUGUGAUGGUUAAUACAUAUAAUCUGUCCUCCACUAGAUCGGACAUGUGGUUUGAUGAUGUGGACCCUGACGACAUUGAGGCCACAGUGGGAACAGAGGCAGCCGAUAUCAUGAGGAAGAUCCAAGGCACUCAGAAGACCGACGCCCAGACAACAGAGAAAGCGCUGGUCAAGGACAGGGGAUUUGAGGGGUAAGUUAGGCAGCGAUUCUCAACUGGCCGGUCGCUGGAGGUUUUGAAUGGGUCGCAGGUGUUGAGUAAAAAAAUGAAAAAACACUCCAGUCUGGAUUUAAACUACAUAAACCAGGUAGAAAGUGUGUAAAAAUGAUAAAGAACUUACAUUUUUACAUAAUUUAAUCUCAGAAUAAUUUCUCUUCAAUCACAGUAUUUUCAAUAUAGAGCUAUUAGCAGCUUUGUGCAACAUGAACAGCAGUGCAUCUUCCAUACCUAUCUUGGCCUGGUAGGCAAACUGCAGGGGGUCAAGAAACCCAUGCACCAGCUGCUUUAGUUGUGCCAGGACCACUCUCUCAAACACCUUAAUCAGCUGGGAAGUGAGUGCAACAGACAUGAAGUAGUUUAGGCCCUGCCCCUUGGUGUUUUUGGGAACAGGCACAAUGCAGGAGGAUUUUCACGGUGUAGGUACAGUAGAGGUAGACAGUGACUGCAUGAAGAUGAAGUGCAGGAUCCUGCUCAGCUGCUCAACACAAUCCUUGAGCACCUGGGUCUGACUCCAUCUGGUCCUGCAGCCUUCCUGGCAUUUGUCAAUUUUAAAUGUUUCCUCACCUGGUCAACAGUCAGAGUAAUUACCCGUACUGUGGCAGUCUCUAUCCAAGCGCACUAGAGAACCCGUCCAAAGUCACUGAUUCAACAAGUGUAUCAUCUAAGCCAAGUUUCCGUGAAAGAAAACAAGCUCACAUCGUAAAAGUCCCAUUGGAAUUGAAUGUUUGCGUACAGCUCAUCUACCUUGUUGGGCAGUGAGCGCACGUUCCCAAUGAUGAUGAAGGCUUGCAUUAUCUCUGUCUGUUCCGCACUCUCACACCCCCUCUGCGGCCCUGUCUCCUCUGCUUCAUCUCUGGUGUUACAUCCAGUCGUAACCGCUCCACUUUGUGCAUUUCCUUCUCCCACAUUACCUUGUAUGCAUCCUCCACAUGCGUCGUUUAGCUAGCUUGGAAUAUACGUUUUGACACAGUGACUCACUACCCAAACCAGACGCAACUGGUUUCAAGUGGCCAAGAGAUGUCAUGUGAUCUCCUACUGAUAUCUAGUGCAGGGGUGUGAUCUCCUACUGAUAUCUAGUGCAGGGGUUCCCAAACUUUUUCACUCAGGCCCCCCUACCAGCAUUGGGGAACAUCCCACGCCCCCCUAUUUCUAUGGGCACUGUUCAUAAUACAAACUGUUCACACCGCUCUUGUUGGUGGAGCGAGUAUUUUAAAGGUUAUUUCCUGCAAUUCUACACGUUGUCAUUGGGUGCAGUGAAAAACGUGGAGUUUUAAAGCUCUUUCUUGCAAUUCUAUACUGUGUUUUCAUGUGAUAUUUGAACAUUACUACAAAAUCUAUGGGCUAAAAACCUAGGGAGGGGGGGAUCAAGCUCCAAGUCAAGCACCAGGUGUGACCAAGGCUUUUUCUCUCCCUGUUCAUCAUGGCACGUGUCAGCCUGACCAAGGCGGUGGCUAUGGACUGUGAGAUGGUGGGUGUGGGGCCAGAUGGCGAGGACAGCAUCGUAGCCCGGGUCUCGCUUGUUAACCAGUUUGGAAAGUGCAUCUACGACAAAUACGUCAAGCCCACAGAGAAGGUGACGGACUACAGGACAGCUGUCAGUGGCAUCCGGCCAGAUGACAUCAAAAACGGUGAGCAGGAUGAAUUGAACUCUGAUUUUGACCACUAUAUUAAUAUGGUCUUAUGGUAGCAUUGGAAACGGCAACAAGCUCACUAAAGCACAAAAGAGUUGUCUUAUUUUAGGAUGAAGUUGUCUGUGCGUCGUUUUUAUAUGUUAUAUGCUGCAGGUGAGAAUGUGAAGACUGUACAGAAAGAGGUGGCUGAGAUCCUCCAGGGGAGAACGCUAGUGGGACACGCCAUUCACAAUGACCUCAAGGUACACCACUAUGAUGUAACUUACACUGUUUAUCAUUCAAACUAAAACCUGACCAUUGUCAACAAUUAUUUGAACUUUUCAUGCUAAAAUCUUUCAGAUUUUGCUUUUGGAUCACCCAAAAAAGAGAAUCAGAGACACCCAGAAGUAUAAACCUUUCAAGAAAAUUGUGAAGGUAAAGACUUUGGUUUUUGGGCAGAUAUAAUUUUUCAUUAAUGUGCGUGACUGAAGGGGUUGUAAUAACACUAUAAGAGGAAGAUGUUAAUGUAAUUUUCUUUUCAGAGUGGUCGGCCCUCUCUGAAACUCCUGUGUAGAGAAAUACUCAGUGUCAAAGUACAACAGGGAGAACAUUCAUCUGUAAGUCACCUUUUUAUCAAUCUUUUUUUAUUUUUUAGCUCACAUAUACAGUCGUACAACUGUGAACCAUAGCCAAUGUCUGAGAAUGUUGCAGGUCCAAGACGCCCAGGCAACCAUGAGAUUGUACACAAUGGCGAAGAAACAUUGGGAGGCAGAGAUCAAGGCUAGUCAUAACAACCCAGAGUUAACCAAGAAGACCAAAGAACCAAGGAAGCCCAAAUCACCCAAACACAAAUUAACCUGACUGUCUGGGUCUGAAGACUGAACUGCAUCAGUCUGUAAUGAGACUGAGGACUUGCCAUUGACUAGAUGGCACAGGACAGGAGGCUUGACUGAAUGAACAAGUGUGUCUUUGGGAAGUGGACUCGCACUUAGAGGUCUUGGUGAACAGUGAAUUGAGGAAUCUCUUUUGGUGACCCAUAAGGAUUACACAAAGCGGUUUGAUGAAGUUAAUAUUGACUUUAUUCAAAUCCCACUCAACCCUAAUUAUUCAGAAAGUUGGUAAUCAAAAACAGCCUAGUGCCGCUUUAACUAUGCAUCGAUCUUUCAUUCAUUGUCUGCUACAUCAUCUUCGGUUUUCUGGUUCGGAUGUUUUAAAAUGUGGUAUUUUUCUGAUCUUCUAACAUCCAUGUCUUGAUGUUCGAUAUCUGCAGUUUCAAUUUGGUUUACGUGUUGCCUUUUGUGGGAUUUGAGAGCUUUGUCGUGAAUUAAAAGUUAGAUCUUUAAAUCACAAGUAUGUAAUUUGUUGCAUUUAUUAUGAGCAUGCUUGUAAUGGGGGGGA